Messenger RNA from Zingiber officinale, 3446 nucleotides. RefSeq names its product CSC1-like protein At4g02900. The transcript has 14 exons. Gene Ontology annotation, cellular component: plasma membrane. Gene Ontology annotation, molecular function: calcium-activated cation channel activity. The coding region runs from base 618 to 2897 and encodes 759 amino acids. NCBI's taxonomy places the organism in Eukaryota, Viridiplantae, Streptophyta, Magnoliopsida, Zingiberales, Zingiberaceae. The record is from RefSeq and is a predicted model, not a curated record.
UCGAAUUUGAAGGAGAAAACCUCGUGGUGGUGGCGAAGGGAAACGCCUCCGCCACCGCAAAUGGCGGAUGAUGACACCGAGGUAUUCAUUAAUUUUCCCCCUAUUUUUAUCCAUAUAAAAAAAUCAAGGAUCUUCUCCUUCCAAAAAAGAGAGAGAGAAAAGAGCCAUGAAUUGAAUGUAUUCGCCACGUCGAUUAUCCAGACCAACCCUAUUUGAGCAACGAGUUUGAUGAUCAAAUUAUAUGGGAAAGAGUGUGUGCGCGCCAACGCCCUCGCAAACAAGGAAAAGGGCAAGCAAUCUUUAAGGCGCUCGUUCUUUCAUUGUUUGCAAGGAAACCAUGCAAUCCCUGUUUGAGUAACAGGCAGGCUUGUUUGAGGUAGUCCUUUCACCUCCUUAUAUUGAGUUGAGUGGUUACAUUUCGGCUCAAACCAUUUGAUGAAUUUCUAUUGGAUUCUGAGCUGAUCUUCCAUGUCUUAAUUGGUUCCAACAAACACGGAGUAAUUUUGAUGUUCAGUCCGAAAAGGAGCGUUCAAAUCUUGAGAAGAAAAGGGCGAUAAAUCCUGUUCUAAGUGAGAGAGCUAGUGUUUCUUUGAGGGAUCACUUGAUUCUGUUAAAACAUGGCGUCUCUUCAGGAUAUUGGAAUGUCUGCUGCUGUGAACAUUAUAACAGCUCUUAUAUUUUUGAUGGUUUUUGCUAUGCUUCGGCUUCAACCAUUCAAUGAUAGAGUGUAUUUUCCGAAGUGGUACUUGAAGGGAAUAAGAAGCAGCCCAACCCAUUCAGGGAACAUUAUGAGAAAGUUUGUCAACUUGGACUGCAGAACAUAUUUGAGAUUUUUGAAUUGGAUGCCUGCUGCAUUAAGAAUGCCAGAACCUGAAUUAAUCGACCAUGCAGGCCUUGAUUCUUCUGUAUAUGUCCGGAUAUAUCUUCUUGGGUUGAAAAUAUUUGCGCCUAUAACUGUUCUUGCUUUUGGUAUCUUGGUUCCUGUCAAUUGGACUGGUGGAACACUAGAGAAGAACAAAGACUUGACAUUUAGUGACUUAGAUAAACUCUCUAUAUCAAAUAUUGAACUUGGUUCACAAAGGUUCUGGGCACAUGUGGGAAUGGCCUAUGUAUUUACGUUUUGGACAUAUUAUGUACUCUACAUGGAAUACAAAAAAAUACAAUCGAUGAGGUUGCAUUUUCUGGCUACUGCUGGUCGGCGACCAGAUCAUUUUACAGUUCUUGUGAGAAAUGUUCCGCCUGAUCCUGAUGAAUCAGUUAGUGAGCAUGUUGAGCAUUUCUUUUCUGUGAAUCAUCAUGAUCAUUAUCUAACUCACCAGGUGGUAUACAAUACUAAUGAACUUGCAAAAUUGGUGGAGAAUAGGAAAAGCUUGGAGAACUGGUUUGUUUAUUAUGAAAACAAGUCUAUUCGAAAUCCCAACAAAAGACCAACUACAAAGACAGGGCUUUUUGGUAUACUGGGAAAGACUGUGGAUGCGAUUGACUACUAUAAGGCUGAGAUAGAGAAGCUACGGAAGGAAGAAGCAGCAGAACGAGAAAGGAUAAUCAGUGAUCCUGCCGCUCUAAUGCCAGUAGCUUUUGUCUCCUUCAAAAGCAGAUGGGGGGCAGCAGUUUGUGCUCAAACACAGCAAUCAAGUAAUCCAACUUUGUGGUUAACAGAUUGGGCUCCUGAGCCACGUGAUGUUUAUUGGUCCAAUCUUUCCAUCCCUUUUGUGGAGCUCACAAUUAGGAGGUUCCUUAUGGCUGUUGCACUUUUCUUUCUUACCUUUUUCUUCAUGAUCCCAAUUGCAUUUGUUCAGUCUCUAGCCAAUAUUGAGGGAAUUGAGAAGGUCAUGCCGUUUUUAAGGCCUGUAAUGGAAUGGGAACUCACUAAGUCGUUUAUACAAGGUAUUCUACCGGGCAUUGCAUUAAAGAUAUUUCUUAUUCUUCUACCCACAAUUCUCAUGACGAUGUCCAAGAUAGAAGGUUAUAUAUCCCUAUCAUCAUUGGACAGGAGAUCUGCUUCUAAGUACUAUCUUUUCAUUCUGGUUAAUGUAUUUCUUGGGAGUGUUAUUACUGGAACAGCAUUCCAACAACUAGAUAGUUUCCUCCACCAAUCAGCUGAUGCAAUUCCAAAAACUGUUGGGAUGUCCAUUCCAAUGAAAGCAACAUUUUUCAUCACAUAUAUAAUGGUUGACGGAUGGGCUAGUGUUGCUGCAGAAAUACUUCGACUCAAACCAUUAAUUGUUUUUCAUCUGAAGAACACAUUCAUUGUUAAAACUGACCAAGAUCGUGAACAGGCUAUGGAUCCAGGAUGUUUAGAAUUUGCUUCUUCAGAACCAAGGAUACAACUAUACUUCUUGCUUGGGUUCGUAUAUUUUGUUGUGGCUCCAAUUUUUCUUCCCUUCCUACUUGUGUUCUUCGGCCUAGCAUAUGUGGUAUUUCGCCAUCAGAUCAUAAAUGUAUACAACCAGCAAUAUGAAAGUGCUGCAGCAUUCUGGCCAGAUGUCGUUAAACGAGUGAUUAUUGCAAUGAUCAUCUCACAACUUCUACUUAUGGGCUUGAUGAGCACCAAGGAUGGCUCCCUCACCAUUCCUAUACUUGUUCUUCCUCUGUUGACAAUAUGGUUCCACAUAUAUUGCAAGACCCGAUUUGAGCCUGCAUUUGUCAAGUUUCCUUUGCAGGAUGCAAUGGUGAAGGACACACUAGAACGGGCAACAGAACCACUCCUAAAUUUGAGAGCUUACCUUCAAGAUGCAUAUGUGCACCCUGAUUUUCACAGAGAAGAUAUUGAACGCCCAUUGGCAAUUGAUGAAGAAGAAAACAAUCUACUGGUGCCUACAAAACGGACUUCAUAUAGGAGCACACCCAAAGACAGCAAAUACAAUUCGGAGAUAGGUUCUGAUUGUGAUGUCUGACUUGUCAUCCUACAUAUUCUCUCUGCCCAGAGGUCCAUAUGAGCUUGUUCGGAAUCCUUCGGUCCACCGUCUCUAUUCAACAAUGGCAUUGAUGCUUAAAUUCAAACCCUACAUGGAGAUUCAGGAUGACAGAGAGAAGUUGUACAUGUUUGGAUAAACUAGCUUUUUAUCAAACUUAUAGUGCAUUUUUGUUUCCUUUGAUUUUGGAGAGGUGAAUGAAAGUCCAGAAGCAUAUCAUAAUAAGGACCCACAGAGCAGUAAAAAGAUAGGAGGAUAGAUAUCAUGCGUGAUGAUGGUUCAACUAUGGAUGGCCUUGGUCUGACGAUGGUGGUUACGUUAAGACUGUGAUAUAGUAGCAGAUGAUGCUUAUUAUCAACAGUCAUUGGGUCUACUGAUAAGCCAGUUAAAUUUAAGACUCCGAGUUAAAAGUACUCCAGGUUUGCAUUUGUAUGACGGUACUGUUAAUAGAUAUUGUUAGUAGAAGUUUAACGUCUAAUCCUAAGUGGAAAAUACACUGUUAUCAAAAUAAAAAUACGAAAUCAUACUAAA